Messenger RNA from Phalacrocorax carbo (great cormorant), 2463 nucleotides. The record is from RefSeq and is a predicted model, not a curated record. NCBI's taxonomy places the organism in Eukaryota, Metazoa, Chordata, Aves, Suliformes, Phalacrocoracidae.
CUCUGGCAUUUUGGGGGGGCCGUUUGGCAGUGGCCCCCCCCCGACUCUGCACGGGCCCAGCCCCGUGUCCCGCAUCCUGCUGCGAUCUGUCCCCGCGACCCCACUGCUGGCACGAGGCCGUGGGGCCGGAGCCAGGCCAGCCCAGGGGGACCCAGGCGUCCGGGCCACCAACACCCCCCAAAACCCCACAGCCCUAACCUUGCCUCAACUUCCCCCCAGGGGAGGGCAGUGGGCUCAGGACCUGCCAGACUGGAGCAGCCACUCCCCUGGGGGCUAUGGGGGAAGGACCCAGGCGUCUGGCCUCCAACUCCCCCAGGGGACCCAGGCAUGUGUGUGUUCCCCCCCCCCAACCCUGGGGCAGGGCCAGUCCUAGGAUGGUAUUUAAGGCCCCGGGAUGGGGACGGUGGCUCCAGACUGGCAGUGGCUGGCCCACACUCAGGUCUCCCACAGGUGAGAGGGGGGGAUUAUGGGGGGGUCUUGGGAGGGUCUCUGCCCAGCCUGGGGGGUUGUUGGUGCUCUGUGACUUGUCCCCAGGGUGGGGGUAUCCCCAGGGCGCAGUGUCCCCCAGGGUACCCAGGCCAUGUUGGGUGUCCCCAGGGUAUCAGUUCUGUGACCUUGAGGUUUUGGUGUCUCCGGAGUCCUGUUUUGCUGUCCUCAGGGGUUCCCCAGGCUGUGCUGGGUGUCCCCAGAAUUUAGGUGUCACUAGGGUCCCAUUUUGCUGUCCCCAGGGAGGUCCCCAGAAUCUGGGUGUCCCCAGUGUCCUGUUUUUCUGCCUCAGGAGUCCCCAGCCUGUGCCAGGUGUCCCCAGGGUAUGGGUCCCCCCCCGGGUAUUGGUCCAGUGACCCACCCCCAGGUGUCAUCUCCCCCCUCCCAGGGGUUGGGUGUCCCCAGGGUCCUGUUUCACUGUCCCCAGGGUUUUGCUGUUCCCAGGGCGCUGCCUGGGUGUCCCCGCGGCCACGAUGACAGUGACAUACACCUCACGGGUGGCCACCGCUCGCUUCGGGGGCUUCUCGCAGCUCCUCCUGCUCUGGCGCGGGAGCAUCUACAAGCUGCUCUACCGGGAGCUGCUCCUCUUCCUCGCCGCCUACCUGGGGCUCAGCCUGGCCUACCGGUUCCUGCUGUCAGAGGCGCAGAAGCGGCUCUUUGAGAAGCUCGUGCUCUACUGCGACAAGUCAGCCAACCUGAUCCCCAUUUCCUUCGUCCUCGGUUUCUACGUGGCGCUGGUGCUGGAGCGCUGGUGGGGGCAGUUCCGCAGCGUCCCGGCGCCGGACGGGCUGAUGGUGGCCGUGGCGGGCAACGUCCACGGGGCCGACGCGCGGGGCCGCAUCCUGCGCCGCACCCUGAUGCGCUACGGCAGCCUGGCCGCGCUGCUGGUGCUGCGCGCCGUCAGCACCGCCGUCUACAAACGCUUCCCCACCACCGACCACCUCGUCGAGGCUGGGUUCCUGACACGGGAGGAGCGGCAGCGGCUGGAGGGGCUGCGCUCACCCUACAACAAGUUCUGGGUGCCCUGCGCCUGGUUCGGGGCGCUGGCGGGGCAGGCGCGGCGGGAGGGGCGCGUGCGUGACGACUGCGCCCUCAAACUCCUCAUGGAGGAGCUGAACCGCUUUCGGGGGCACUGCAGCCUCCUCUUCCACUACGACUGGAUCAGCGUCCCACUGGUGUACACCCAGGUGGUGACCAUCGCCGUCUACACCUUCUUUGUUACCUGCCUGAUCGGGCGGCAGUUCCUGGACCCAGCCCAGGGCUACGCGGGGCACGAGCUGGACCUGGGGGUCCCCGUCUUCACCCUCCUUCAGUUCUUCUUCUACGUGGGGUGGCUCAAGGUGGCUGAGCAGCUCAUCAACCCCUUCGGGGAGGAUGACGACGACUUCGAGACCAACACACUCAUCGACCGCAACUUCCAGGUGUCAAUGCUGGCGGUGGACGAGCUGUACGGGGAGGUGCCGACGCUGGAGCGGGACCGGUACUGGGACGCCGCCAGCCCCCAGGCACCCUACACGGCCGCGGCUGCCCCGCUGCGCCAGCCCGCCUUCCGCGGCUCCGCAUUCGAUGUGGCGCUGGCCAAGGAGGAGAUGCAAUUCCAGCCACUAGAGGACAUUGGGGAGACACUUGGGGACACCCUCGAGCCCCCCCCACGGCCCCCCCCCGGCACCUUCACCCGACGCUUCUCCCUACUGCACCGUAAGAACAGUGCUGGCUCUGAGAGGGGGCUCAGCCCUGAGCCCCCCCCAGGGGCCCCUCCAACACCUGCCACCCCGGGGGAUGGGGACAGCCUGGGGGGGGACACAGCCAUCCUCCUGGGGGAUGCCCCGAGGGGGGGCAGCAGCCCCCACGAUCACUGGCUCCUGCACCCCAGCAUCGAUGACAUGGUUUAAAGGGGGCAACCCCAGAACACACCUCCCCACUGUGGCUCAGCCCUGUACAAGCCCCAUGAGAAUCCCCACCGGGAAUAAACCCCCA